Messenger RNA from Neohortaea acidophila, 455 nucleotides. RefSeq lists its product as uncharacterized. The transcript is spliced from 2 exons. The record is from RefSeq and is a predicted model, not a curated record. Lineage: Eukaryota; Fungi; Ascomycota; Dothideomycetes; Mycosphaerellales; Teratosphaeriaceae. The coding region runs from base 71 to 247 and encodes 58 amino acids.
CCACCAUCGCUCCCCACCUCACCUCACCUCUCUCCCAUCCUCGACGAGAACCCGCACCCAACCCCCCACAAUGUCGCGUUUCGUCUCCGCAGGCACAGACGAAGCCCCCACACCCCGCGACGAAGCAUGGCAAAAAGCGCAAGCCGAAAUCGAAGCAAAACGCCAACAAUCCACCCCCUCCUCCGCUCCCCAAGGAAGUGAGAAGUCGCUGUACGAAACGUUGCAGGCUAAUAAAGAAUUUGGGUGAUUGUAGCCGCGAAACAAGAGGCUUUUGAAGAGGCUGCUCGGCUUCGGAAUCAGUUCCGCUCGCUGGAUGAGGAUGAGGUGGAGUUUUUGGAUGGGGUGCUGGAGGGGGAGAGGGAGAGGGAGAGGAGGUUGAGGGAGGCGGAACGUAAGGAGUUGGAGGCUUUUCGCCGCAGUCAGGAGAGUGAGGUUGCUGUUGUGGCUAAAGAGGG